AUAGGCCAUGGACUGGUUUUCUUGGCUCUCAAAAACAGGGCUAGAGCCCUCCCUUGUUUAUGAGUAUGGAUUAGCUUUUUCUCACAACGAGCUCGAAGAAGAAGAUAUAGCUUACUUCAAUCAUGAGUUCCUUCAAAGCAUGGGAAUUUCGAUAGCCAAACAUAGGCUAGAAAUUCUCAAGCUUGCUAGAAGAGAAAAAAGUAACAUACCACAUUCCAUGUCAAUGCUUUUUAUAGCUAUCAAGAGGACAAGGAAGUGUUUUUCUAAGUAUUUUCGCGCAUGGAACCGAAAUGAGGACUCUUCUCUCGUGCUCGUGCCAAGGUGUAGCGAUAACGCAGGAUGGAAGAACGCUAUGGUCAAGAGGAACAAGAGAUUGAUGGCAACUAAACAAAGUAGAGGAACACCACUUUUUCUCACAAACGGUAGUCCUAUGUUGAUGCAUAGUUCGCGUAUUAAUAGCUUUUUGAACCCCAUAAAUAUGACGGUGCAUGAUCUUCGCAACGAUGAUAAGAAAAUGCUUCAUCAAGAUCAUGAAGAAUAUUGGUCAUCUGCUGUUGAAGAGAUGAGGUGGGAUACAAUGUUUCACAGCUUGAAACCAACUUAAUUUCUUGGAUCAUUGUGUCAAUUUGAAUGGUGAGAGAUGGUUUUUUUAGUUAGGCACUUUCACCAUAUGCUUUGGCUUUGGCUGUUUUAGAGAUUGAUUCCUUUUUCCUUUUUCAUAGAGCAUGUUUGACUUAACUUUUAUGCUACAAACGAAGUCUGUGUUUCGACUGUAAGAAGUGUCAAUUGAUAGAAAUUCAAAAUUUAGUCAA
Molecule: messenger RNA, 812 nt
Organism: Olea europaea var. sylvestris
Lineage: Eukaryota; Viridiplantae; Streptophyta; Magnoliopsida; Lamiales; Oleaceae
Exons: 1
Coding region: 8-604 (198 amino acids)
Molecular function (GO): protein binding
Source: RefSeq, a predicted model, not a curated record